Molecule: messenger RNA, 1793 nt
Organism: Gavia stellata (red-throated loon)
Lineage: Eukaryota; Metazoa; Chordata; Aves; Gaviiformes; Gaviidae
Gene: TBX5
Product: T-box transcription factor 5
Exons: 9
Coding region: 129-1694 (521 amino acids)
Biological process (GO): regulation of transcription by RNA polymerase II; cell fate specification; positive regulation of DNA-templated transcription
Cellular component (GO): nucleus
Molecular function (GO): DNA-binding transcription factor activity, RNA polymerase II-specific; RNA polymerase II cis-regulatory region sequence-specific DNA binding
Source: RefSeq, a predicted model, not a curated record
CGCGGCGAGGAGCUGAGCGAGAGGAAUCGAGGCCGGGGGGGAGCUGCAGAAGGCUCGGGGGCCCCCCUCGCCCAGCCACGCACCCCCACACCCACGUAGUGGGGGAUUCAGCGAAGGAAGCUCGUAACAUGGCGGAUAGCGAGGAAGGCUUCGGGCUCCCCACCACGCCGGCCGACUCGGAGGCCAAAGAGCUGCAGGCUGAAGCCAAGCAGGACACUCAGCUGGGGGCCACCAGCAAGCCCCCCACCUCGCCCCAGGCAGCCUUCACCCAGCAGGGCAUGGAGGGGAUAAAAGUGUUUUUGCACGAACGGGAGCUGUGGCUGAAAUUUCACGAAGUGGGGACGGAGAUGAUCAUAACAAAGGCCGGGAGGCGUAUGUUCCCCAGUUACAAAGUGAAGGUCACUGGACUCAAUCCAAAAACGAAGUACAUAUUGCUGAUGGAUAUUGUACCAGCGGAUGACCACAGAUACAAAUUUGCAGAUAAUAAAUGGUCGGUGACGGGGAAGGCCGAGCCGGCCAUGCCCGGGCGGCUGUACGUGCACCCCGACUCCCCGGCCACCGGCGCCCACUGGAUGAGGCAGCUGGUUUCCUUCCAGAAGCUCAAACUCACCAACAACCACCUCGACCCCUUCGGCCAUAUCAUCCUGAACUCCAUGCACAAAUACCAGCCCCGGCUCCACAUCGUGAAAGCGGACGAGAACAACGGCUUCGGCUCCAAGAACACCGCCUUCUGCACCCACGUCUUCCCGGAGACCGCCUUCAUCGCCGUCACCUCCUACCAAAACCACAAGAUCACCCAGUUAAAGAUUGAGAACAACCCCUUUGCGAAAGGUUUCCGCGGCAGCGACGACAUGGAGCUCCACAGGAUGUCCAGGAUGCAGAGUAAGGAGUACCCGGUUGUUCCCAGGAGCACAGUGAGACAAAAAGUGUCCUCGAACCACAGCCCCUUCAGUGGCGAGACCAGGGUCCUUUCUGCCUCCUCCAACCUGGGCUCCCAGUACCAGUGCGAGAACGGGGUGUCGAGCACCUCCCAGGACCUGCUACCGCCUGCCAACCCCUACCCGAUCUCCCAGGAGCACAGCCAGAUCUACCACUGCACCAAGAGAAAAGAUGAGGAAUGUUCCACCACCGAGCAUCCCUACAAGAAGCCCUACAUGGAAACUUCUCCAGCAGAAGAGGAUCCUUUCUACAGGUCCAGUUACCCCCAGCAGCAGGGACUGAACACUUCGUACAGGACUGAAUCAGCCCAGCGCCAAGCAUGUAUGUAUGCCAGCUCUGCUCCCCCCACGGACCCCGUGCCCAGCCUGGAAGACAUCAGCUGUAACACGUGGCCGAGCGUGCCGUCCUACAGCAGUUGCACAGUGUCUGCCAUGCAGCCGAUGGACAGGUUACCCUACCAGCAUUUCUCUGCCCACUUCACCUCGGGGCCGCUGAUGCCCCGGCUCAGCAGCGUGGCCAACCAUACCUCCCCCCAAAUAGGAGAUACCCAUAGCAUGUUUCAGCACCAAACCUCGGUUUCUCACCAACCCAUCGUCCGGCAGUGUGGACCUCAAACCGGCAUCCAGUCCCCCCCCAGCAGCUUACAGCCCACAGAGUUCCUGUAUUCCCAUGGCGUGCCUCGAACCCUUUCGCCCCACCAGUACCACUCGGUCCACGGCGUGGGCAUGGUGCCAGAGUGGAGCGAGAACAGCUAACAAGGCGGUCAGGAAAGUGCAAGAGCAUUAGCCACGGAAAAAAAAAAUGGGAAAAGGAAAAGGAAAAAGUACCCUGUCAAUAAUAAAAGCGAGAGUAUU